Molecule: messenger RNA, 1185 nt
Organism: Trichoderma aggressivum f. europaeum
Lineage: Eukaryota; Fungi; Ascomycota; Sordariomycetes; Hypocreales; Hypocreaceae
Exons: 2
Coding region: 1-1185 (394 amino acids)
Source: RefSeq, a predicted model, not a curated record
AUGGCCUUUGAGCAUCAUCAGAAAGAUGUCCGGGAUCGUUUCCCCGCCCUCCAGCAGGAACAGGUCUUUUUCGACAACGCCGGAGGCAGUCAGACUCUCGAUACCGUGAUUGAUUCCAUUAGGGACUAUCUAAGCUCUACAAAUGUGCAACUCGGCGCCUCUUACGCCGUGGGCAAGAAAUCAACGGCCGCUUAUAGCGCUGGAUACCAGGCCGCUGCCAAGUACAUCAACGCCAACCCCGAUGAGAUCGUCUUUGGCGCUUCGACCACCCAACUUUUCCGCAAUCUCUCAUAUGCCCUCAAAUUCAACCCGGGAGAUGAGAUUGUCGUUUCCCGUAUAGAUCACGAGGCCAACAUUGCCUCAUGGGUGGAUCUGGCGGAGCGACAGAAUCUCGUCCUCAAGUGGUGGAAGCCAGCUCCCGGUGUGAACCCUCAACUUCUUACUAAAGACUUGGUCAAGCUUUUGUCACCAAAGACAAGACUCGUCACUUGUACACAUGCAAGCAAUAUCUUGGGAACAAUCACUAAUGUGCGACUCGUGGCGGAUGCGGCCCACAGCGUCGGUGCCCUUCUGUGUGUUGAUGCCGUAGCAUAUGCUCCGCACCGGCCCAUCGAUGUCAAGGCACUUGGCGUUGACUUCUACUGCUUUUCUUGGUACAAGGUCUACGGGCCUCACAUCUCUAUGCUUUACGGUAGUUGGAGCGCGCAGACCCAUCUCAAGUCAUUGGGCCAUUUCUUCAACCCCUCUGCCACCCUAGAAGACAAACUCGGUCUUGCUGCCGGAUCAUACGAGUUGCUCCAGUCUAUCCCAAAAGUUGUUGAAUAUCUAGACUCCAAGUGGAACAAAAUCAUCGCCCAAGAGGCCAGUCUUCAAUAUGAGCUCCUAAGCUAUCUCAUCGACAAAUCAAAGGUUACCAUUUACGGCGUCCCAGGAGAGCAGACCUCGGAACGAGUAGCGACGAUUAGCUUCUCCGUCAAGGGGUGGAAUUCCCAAGACCUUGUGGAGGCAGUGGAGAGCAAGUCUAAUUACGCUUUCCGUUGGGGGACGUUUUACUCGGACCGACUUGUUCGAGAGACUCUGGGUUUGGGCAAAGAUGGUGUUGUGAGAGUAAGCAUGGUGCAUUACAACACAGUGGACGAGGUGAAAGGGCUUGUCCGUGCACUUGACGAGGUCAUUGGGCAAUGA